GCUGCAGAGGAGGUGGCAGUGCAGUUGGCGGGCAACCACCAGUUGAGUAUGAGGAUAACAACUUCAGGACCAAACGAGUGCUUCCUGGUUUCCCAAGAUGGUCAGAUGCUUUGGUUGUUUGCGGUGGCUCAAGUGGGACGUGAAGUUCAUGGGGUGGGAAUCAAUCGAGACCGUGAUGUUGGUUUCAUGCUGGAGUAUCCAGAAGGCCUACCCACAGAGGAGCGGCUGGCACGAGAGCGGGAAGUUCUCGAGGCAGAAGAGCGAUCGAGGAUGCCCGUGGAGCGACCUGUUGUUGCUGGCUGGGAUGCAGCAAGACGCUUCUGGGAGGAGGUGCAGCGACCAAGGUGGGAAGCCCGCGUAGGGGUGAAUACAACCAAUGGUCGGGUUUGCUUCUGGGACACCAGAAUGUGGAAGCUGUUUCAGAGGGAAAUGCAGAUGCGGACCAUUUCCUUCGAUCAAGGGGCGAUGGGAGGAAGUUCCAAGAACAGCACUACUCUUGGGACAAAUAUCAAUGCUCUUAUGUCCCUUAAGAUUGAUGGCGUUCGAGUUGAUGAAGGGGAUUCACUACCUGAGCGUGGAGACAAGGACUAUGUGUGGACACCUGGGUUGGUUCGUGCAAUAACGGUAGCGCUGAACUUCUGGAGCAGAGAGGCUAAGUGUCCACCACGGUUGUUUGCUAUGAGUCCUACUCAAUGGCGAGCACACGUAAAUGGAAGCCAUGCAGAAUACAGAAAGGACUGCGCGACUUGUGUUAUGUCAAGAGGGGUGGGACGACAGCAUCGACGUGUACACCAUCCUGAAGCGUAUGUGCUCACUUCAGACGUCGCUGGACCAUUGUCUCCUGGGCUGGAUGCAACUUCGAAGGGCAGCAUGGGCAAGAACCUAAAGUAUAUGUUGGUGGCCAAGUAUAUGGUACCCAGGGAGUUUAUUACGGACUAUUCCGGUGCAGCACCUGAGAAUGAUGGGGUGGUACCAAGGGAAAAAGAGGAAGUGGAGCCCACCGGGUGUGAUGACAAGUUGGAUGAGCUGUUCGGCUUGGACCAGGAGGAGGGUGAGAUUGCCAAGGAGCUGACGGUCCCAGUCGAGAUUGAGGCCACACCUGAGGGGAUUAGUUCCGAUGAUCAUCCGGAUCAACUGGAUGAAGACCUACAGGAGUAUUAUCCUUCCGAGGAGGAGACCGAGGAGGUUGUACAGGAGGAAGAAGAUGAUGAUCACAAGCCCGAUCCGGCUAUGUGGCAUGGAGAUUGUGAGCCUCCUUCACUGACCUACCUUACGUUUGCGGCGUCGGAUGAGGAGGAGUCUGAUGCAGCUCAGUGGGAGAUGUAUUUGGAUCUGGAGCCAGGAAUGGUUAAGGUUACAGAUGCUCAUCAAGGCGAAGUUCAUGAGCCAAUGGUCAGCAAGGCGGAGCUGAGCUUCACAAGGGGCAUUGAAGAGAUCCUGAGUGGUCUCACUGGUCCACUAGACGUCACCUACAAUGUGAGUCCAGAUGAGGUGAUGAGAGAUCUAGAAAAAUGGCGUCCAGCGAUCCUAUACUAA
This is a messenger RNA of Symbiodinium necroappetens, 1536 nucleotides long. The record is from the annotation of a GenBank genome assembly. Lineage: Eukaryota; Dinophyceae; Suessiales; Symbiodiniaceae.